AUGAAAACGCUCUCAAGAAAAUACGUUUACAAAACGCAGGCCAGUCUGGAACAAGUUACAGGGCUCUUCCCGCUCUGGUUGGUACAGUCUGAUGUGCCUACCGGCCGAGGAGGAAUCGUCCUUACUGCUCGCCGAGUGACUUGGCAAGGAGGGCCCCUCCUCGGCCAGCAGAUACAGCCUCGUGUAUCGACGGCCGAGGAGGAUGCUUCAUCGGCAAGCGGUUGGAAGCGGGUCGGCGAGGAGGAUUCUUCUUCGGUCGGGAAAUGA
Messenger RNA from Puccinia triticina, 267 nucleotides. RefSeq lists its product as uncharacterized. NCBI's taxonomy places the organism in Eukaryota, Fungi, Basidiomycota, Pucciniomycetes, Pucciniales, Pucciniaceae. The coding region runs from base 1 to 267 and encodes 88 amino acids. The transcript is spliced from 2 exons. The record is from RefSeq and is a predicted model, not a curated record.